CCGGAGAAGGAGGCUGGUAGCCGGUGGUCGCUGGAGGGAGAAUCGAGUAAACGUGCGAGAGUAGAACGAAUCGACGAAGCUCGUUCGCAGGAAGGGAGAGAGGUCGACAGUCGAGGUUUAUCGAACGGAGCGUGUCCGUGGGAGCGAACGAGGCAAGAGUGAGGGACAGACAGAGAGGGAGCGAGAAAUGGCCCCCACCCACGGCCAGGAGGAAAUAGAGGGGCGCUAUAAAGAGUAUGCCUAUAGCCCUGUACCAGCGAGUUCCACUUCAGCGGUGUACGACUCAACCACCCUUGCGAAAUAUCCCGUCGACAUUGGUGCUGGCUCACCCAAAUAUCGUACCUACGGUGUCUACGAGAAGUGUCGCGUCGCAGAGAUGGCGGAGAAGGGCUCGACGCUGCUUCAGUACGUGGCCGCUGCCGCGGCGAACCUUUGUUGCGUGUCGGCCGGUGCUAUGUUGGGAUGGACCAGUUCCGUGAUACCUCUUUUAAAGAACGAUGAAGGUCUCGAAAGUGGGUACAAUCCUCUGGGUAAGAAGAUCAACAACGAGGAAGAUUCAUGGAUUUCCUCGUUGGUUUCCGUAGGAGCGAUAAUAGGAAGUUUCGUGGCUGGAUAUUUGGCUGAAAGAUUCGGUAGAAAGAUGACACUGUUGUCAGCCGUAGUGCCCUUCCUGAUCGGUUGGAUCUUAAUCGGAACAGCCAAAUACGUGAUCCAAUUGUGCGUGGCCCGAGUGGUCCUCGGUUUCGCCUUAGCGUUCGCCUUCACGGUCGUUCCCAUGUAUUGCGGUGAAAUCGCCGAGAUAUCCGUGAGAGGAGCUCUGGGAUCUUUUCUGCAGUUAUUCGUCACCAUCGGUCUCUUGUAUUCGUAUUCUAUCGGCCCGUACGUGUCUUAUCUGGUAUUCUGCAUACUCUGCGCCAUCGUACCUGUCGUGUUCGUCGGCUGUUUCAUCACAAUGCCCGAAUCACCGUAUCAAUUGCUCAAGAUCGGCAAAAAACAAGAGGCACUCGAGUCUUUGGCUAGAUUGCGAAGCAAGACCACCGCCAGCGUGCAAAAGGAAGCAGAUGAAAUGCAGGCUUCCAUCGAUGAAGCGUUCAAAAACGAGGCGAAAUUGUCGGACUUGUGGAAAGUGAAGGCAAACUUGAAAGCUUUGAUGUUUACGUGUCUUCUCGUCGCCUUCCAACAAGCCAGUGGUAUCAACGUGGUCCUUUUUAAUAUGGGAGCUAUCUUCGACGCUGCAAAAUCAUCGUUACCUAGCUCGUUGGCAACCAUAAUCGUCGGUACGGUUCAAGUAAUCACUUCCGGAAUCACGCCAUUGGUCGUCGACAGACUUGGUAGAAAAAUACUGCUUAUUUUCUCCGGCGUUGGCGAGGUCGUCUCCCUGGCCGCAUUGGGUAUCUACCUUUACCUGGAUUCCAAUGGAGCAAACGUGGACAGUAUAAGGUUUUUGCCUAUCGUGUCGUUGGUCAUUUUUAUCGCGACAUAUUGUGUAGGCUGGGGUCCUCUUCCAUGGACCGUGAUGGGCGAGAUGUUCGCAUCGAACGUGAAAUCCAAGGCCUCCGGGAUCACGGUGUCCAUAUGCUGGUUGGUCUCCUUCUUCAUCACCAAAUUCGCCAAUGACUUGCAAGAUACGUUUGGCAAUUACGUGCUCUUCUGGUUGUUCGCCGUGUUUUGUGUGGUUAGCGUAAUAUUCACGAUACUGGUAUUACCCGAGACGAAGGGAAAGAGCUUGCAACAGAUCCAGAACGAGUUGAAUGGAGUCCAUCAUUCCGAGAUAUCCGAGUUUGGCGACAUAAGCAAACAUUGAAAACAGUAUUACGAUUUCAGAUUUUGCGAGGACGAUUUUAUUCUUGGUCGCGUAAUCGUUUUUCCUCUUCCUAUUUCUAUUUCUACAUAUACAUAAACGCGUCUUUAUUACUGCCAAAGACCAUGGAUCGUGAUUCCAGAUGGAUCCUCUUCGCCUUGUGCGGUUAUGCGACGAGUUAGACACUCCGCAUAUUUCUUUUUUAUCGUUAGAGACGAGUUGAAUCGACAUCGUUCGCGAAUUUUUACGUAUACGAGUAUAUGUACGUGAUAAGACGUAAGAGAUGCGUUCGAUGUAACACGAUUGUUAUCGUUUGUUUUAAAAGCAAACGAGAGGAACGCGACAGAAUUGGGCGAGUAUCUAGUUUGAGUCUAUUAUACAGUCUGGUCUCAAGCAAUAAGUAUAAAUCGGACACGAGGGAUGUCGUUGAGGGAUCGAGUUAAAUUUCAAACACCGUUCUCUUUGUCAAAUAAGAUGUAACAACUAUCGAACGAUACUCGAUGAUUUUAUCGUCUGUCCCGUUUCUCACCCACGUACGCCCAACAAAACUUGCUUAACGUAUUUAUUUCCUGACAAACUUUAGCCGUUCAACGUACGUACGUAUCGUUUCCUUUUUACGUAAGAUUACAAGCGAUCCUCCGCAUCCCAAGUAUGAUAAUAUUUAAUAAUUUAAAAGAACGCCGUAUUAGAUAUGUGUAUAGUAUAUGUAUAUUUGAGUUCCAUUGCAUCGAUCAUGAAACAAUCGCACCAUGUAUAUUCAGUUUCCGAUCGAUUGUCUCUCGCGGUGAAUCCCGUCUAUUUGCGAAAAAGUCGUGAGAAAAAUUGCGAAAAAAAAAAAGGUUUUAAAUCAUUGUUCUUCAAUCUUGAUAGAAAAUCAUACGAUUCUAGAAAGAGAGACGAAUGCAAUUUGCACGCGGAAAUUCCACGAACAUGAUUUUUAUCCGAGGUGAGCGGUGCGCACGCUAGACAUUUUCUUAGACACACAGUCUAAGGAAAAAAAAAAAAAAAAAAAAAAAAAAAAAAAAAAAAAAAGAAAGAAAGAAAGAAAAAAAAAUCGUAAUUGGAAUUUUUCAAAUCAAAAUAUCAAAUUGUUGAUGCGAACUGUGAAGAUCUUUCUGUGAUCGAGAUGCGUUAAUCGCGUUUAGGGAGAUUAAUUAGAGACUAGUUAGAGUUAAUUUGAUCGAAAGAAUACAUUUUCAAUUUUGCUUGCGAUUGUUUCAAGAUUCGCAAAGAUUCGCGUCCCAUUUUGUUUCUUGUCGUUUUUUAUCUUCGUUUUAUAACGAUCACAAGUAGAUAGAUAUAUAAUUACAACGAUGUUAUGGAAAAUAUGCGGAAGUUUUUUGGAAUUAUUACUUCGUAUCUUUCUUAUCUUUUUCUUUUAAAAAAAAAAUGCAUAAUUCUCGUGGCCAAGAAACAAGAAGACGCGAGUCUCCGUAACGCUGUAAUUUCUUGAAAUUAUAGUAUUCCGCGAUUCGCUCGAAUCAUGACAUAAUUUUGACAUCCGUCAAAAAUCGGGGAUCGAGCGAAAUCGAUGGCGCGUUUUAAUUAUUGAUAUACACACUUUUUUUAUUUCCUUCUUUCUUUUCUCUAAUAUCGUAGAGAUUAUUCUUUCUAAGUAUUUCACUUCUUUCUUCAACGAGGUUUCCUUUCGAGCUAUUUCGCGAGGAUUCGUCAUGUUAGGUUUAAACGUCACUUUCUUAAGCAUAAUGUUCAUUAAUGUUAACCGUAAACGCGAAUUUCAUCGAUAGAGAGAACAAAUCGAUUCUACUUUAAUCACGCGUGUCCGUUUCAUUUGUUAUUUAAACGAACUGUUAUUUAAACCAACGAUUGUACUUAUUUCCAUCCCAAUUUAUCAUAGAUCGUAUCGGAUUAUUUUUUACGACUAGAAAACGAUGAAGAAUAUAAAUUUUCUUUGAAGUAAUAUUUUUUCGCGCGACACGCGUGUGUGUGCAACAUUUUUUUUUUUUUUUUCUCCUCUUAAUUAUUACUAACGACAAUUGUAUUUCGUUUGCAUUUACGCGAUAGCCUUAGAGAGAAUGUGCCAAAUGUACUGUAGUAACACGAUCGCCGUAUUUAACACGUUGAUUACCGAUUACGAGUAUACUCAUAGUAAAAUAUAUUUAAUUGGCAUGAUAAUUACGAUGAUAUAGGUAAUCAACGUGUUAACAUAUCCUAGAAGAUAGACAAAACACGAACAUCGAUGAAUUUGAAUCGAGUUGAAUUCUCACAGAUGUGAAGAAAAUUGAUUACGGCUAACACGAUACGUGUAUAGAAAAUGAAAAGGAAGAAAUAUUAAUAGCUAUUAAUGUGAUCUCUUGUAUGGACAAGGUAUCCGCGCGAACGAAACGUAGUUAUUUAUUGAAAUAUGCGAGAAGACGACGCAGAAAUAAGAAAAGGAAUAUGCUGAUCGUGUAUAAUAAUAAACGAUAAUCGGUCGUCGUUUGCAUAUUCAUCGUGAUAAAAACUCGAGUGCCUCAAUCAAAUUUUAAAUUAUCAAAAAAUUAUUAAAAUUGAACGAAACAUAUCGUCUACGAUAAAUUUGUUGAUAAAUACUAAAUCGUAGAUACCGGAUAGAAAUGAAUUCUUCUUCGCGCAAAUCUGUACGCAACGCCUAUUAUAUUUUUCGUUCGUGAAAACGGAGCUAUUUAGAUAUCGUAGAAUCAUUCCUAAUAUGUUCCUCUAUUUCUAAGAGCAAUAAGACUUUCCCCUAAGAUAUGCUUAAGACAAAACGAUUGUACGCGCGUAAAAAAAAAAAAAAAAAUGAUAAAUUAAAAAAAAAU
Messenger RNA from Apis dorsata (giant honeybee), 4581 nucleotides. Its product is annotated as facilitated trehalose transporter Tret1-2 homolog. Gene Ontology annotation, cellular component: membrane. The transcript is spliced from 6 exons. Gene Ontology annotation, biological process: transmembrane transport; carbohydrate transport. NCBI's taxonomy places the organism in Eukaryota, Metazoa, Arthropoda, Insecta, Hymenoptera, Apidae. Gene Ontology annotation, molecular function: sugar transmembrane transporter activity. The record is from RefSeq and is a predicted model, not a curated record. The coding region runs from base 188 to 1804 and encodes 538 amino acids.